CGGCAGAAAGCGCACAGCGGGGGGAGUAUAAGAUCCGGGGAAGCGAAGCUUUGCUCUUUAUUGCCCCGUCGCAGCCUGUCGGUGUGGGCUUUUUUUCCCCUUGACUGAAGAGGUGAAAGAGGCGAAAACACAAAAUGGGAGUGGAAGGUGGGAUGAAAUGUAUUAAAUACCUGGUAUUUUUCUUCAACUUUGUAUUCUGGCUCUGCGGAAUUGCCCUGAUUGCUCUGGGGGUUUUCGUACAAAUUGAGCUCAGAAAUACACUGGUGAUGACCGGUCCAGCCUCAGCUUCUGCUGCUCCUAUUGUCAUCCUGGCUGUGGGCGUUAUAGUGUUCUUCAUCUCCUUCUUUGGUUGCUGUGGGGCAGUGAAAGAGAACUACUGCAUGGUGACCACGUUUGCUGUCCUGUUGACUCUGAUCUUCCUGGUGGAGAUUGCAGCUGCCAUUGCAGGCUAUAUCUUUAAGGACAAGAUCCAAACAGUGAUUAAAAACGAAGUCCAGGAAGAAAUGAAUUACUACAACAAUACUUCAGGCGUUGAUCCCUUGGAUCAAUUGCAGAAGAAAUACCACUGCUGUGGAAUCUCUCAUUACACUGACUGGUUUAAUGUCACACAUUUUAAGGCCAAACAUGUGCCUGCCUCCUGCUGCAAGAACGGCACUGCGUGUACCAACCAUCCGACCCCUGAGAAUGUUUACGAGGAGGGCUGUGUGACAAAGAUAGAAGCUUGGCUACGGAAGCACAUUGUGAUUGUGGCUGCCGUUGCGUUGGGCAUUGCCUUCUUUGAGAUCUUGGGCAUCAUUUUUGCCUGCUGCCUCAUGAAAGGAAUCCGCAGUGGCUAUGAGGUCAUGUAAUGGUUUCUGUUCCGGUACAUCUGGCUGCUACGAGGCCAAUCACAAAAUUCUGGAAUAUUUCAGUCUCCUUUUCUGUGGAUGCAGUUGACCAUCACGUGCCAAUGGGAGAGGGCUGGGUGGAUAACUCUUUUUCUGUUGCCUGUUAUGAAAAUAUACACUCCCCUCAAAGCACAUGUUGCCUUAUCUCUUUUCCUUCCCUCCCAUAAUGUGCAAGUUUGGAUCAAUUCCUUGCAUCUCACUGCCACCCCUAGAACUUGCAUUACCCUUCAUGUUAGACUUGCGUGCCACCUAGUGGGCAUCUACUGAUAUGCAAAAGAUGUUCCUAAUGUCCUUCAUAGGUGUGAGCAAGCAUCUUUCAAAUUCUCACUUAAAGACAUCUAUUGUGCCUUUUGAGUCCUUUCAAGUAGACUGUCUUGUAUGUUCAGCUAUUCCUCUGUUCCUUUGGAAAGGUAGGCUCUUGAAUCUUUAUAGGUCAUAAUAAGAAGGAAAAUUGCCAGGGUUAAUAUUUUUAGCCAGUAAAUCACUAUUUGGAAAAUAAAAGACAUUGUUUCA
This is a messenger RNA of Candoia aspera, 1400 nucleotides long. RefSeq names its product CD63 molecule (gene CD63). The transcript is spliced from 8 exons. Bases 135 to 848 code for a protein of 237 amino acids. NCBI's taxonomy places the organism in Eukaryota, Metazoa, Chordata, Lepidosauria, Squamata, Candoiidae. The record is from RefSeq and is a predicted model, not a curated record. Gene Ontology annotation, cellular component: plasma membrane. Gene Ontology annotation, biological process: regulation of vascular endothelial growth factor signaling pathway.